UUGUUAAAUCUAACAAAGAUGGGCGUGAGCUCCUCCAUGUUUUCUCCUCUUUCACUCGAGGGGCGGAGCGACACACACGAAAACAUCCAGGAUCCGGCUCCGACAUGGAUUCCGGUCCCGGCGCUGCGCCUGCAUGUGUGGAGCCAAAAUGGCCGCCGCGCAUAUGUCAGUUGCAGCGUUUGUUUGUGUGGCUGGCUCACCGCCCCGGCGGGGGGCGGGGCCACUGCGGAGCUGGAGUCACAUGAUCCGCGCAGAGCCAGGCUGACCAAUUCCAAUAUGGUGGCCAGCUUGGCAGGUCUACGGUUCCUGUUGAUGAUAUUGUUGUUCUGCGGGAUCAGGUACGGCGCCUGCAGCCAGGAAGCUCCGCAGGUCCUGGGGCUGCGACUGGAGGACCCGGCGGGUCUGGUGUGCAUGAAGGAUCGGAUCAUCUCGGCGCCAGAAGGAGCCACGUUCAAGCUCCGUCUCUUCGGGUCGGAUCUGAAUGAAAGCUGGCCCUGGCCGUGGGUGGCGUUCGCGGGGGCAGCCGGGGAUGCGUCCGACCCGUGCGGGCAGGAGUCCCGCCGCGAGGAGUCCGCUUUCCAGGUGACGGGCCCGUUCAGCCCGGACGAGGAGCACGGCUACGGCGGGCUCAUAACGGUGGAGGUCCGGGGCAGCGCUGACAGCGAGCAGACCGAGCACCGCCUGUGCGUGCUGAGCGGAGGGAGAUGGGGAUCCGUGGGCCCGGACAGACUGCGGAUCAGCAGCGACAGGGCUCUGCCCGCAGACUACAUCCCGCCGUGGGGUCUGGCCGUGCUCAUAGUCCUGCUGCUGCUGGUGUGCGGGCUGCUGAGGACAGUGAACCUGAGCCUGCUGUGGCUGGACCCCGUGGAGCUCUACGUCCUGCACAGCUGCGGAUCCGAGGAGGAGAAACGGGCCGCCAAGCGCCUGGAGCCAAUCAGGAGGAGGGGGAACUUCCUGACCUGCUCGCUGCUGUUCCUGUGCGCGGUGGGACACUCGGUCCUGGGUGUGCUCCUGUACCGGGCUCUGGGCUCCAUCGUCUCCGCGGUCUUCACCAGCGGCCUCCUCAUCUUCUUCCUGGCUGAGCUGGCUCCUCACAUCGUCUGCUCCGGCUACGGCUUCCAGCUGGCGCCGGCUCUCACCUGGCUGGCCCAGGUGUGCAUGGUGCUCACCUGCCCGCUGUCCUGCCCCCUGGGGCUGAUCCUGGACCUGGCGCUGAGGAGGGACAUCAGCACGUGUGGGAUAAGAGAGCGGGCCAUGGAGAUGAUCCGCACGAACGUCAAUGAUCCUUACAGUGAGUUUGUGAAGGAGGAGUUCAGCCGCGGGACGCUGCGCAUUAAGACGGUGGAGGACAUCCUGACUCCUCUGAAGGACUGCUUCAUGCUGCCCAGCUCGGCCGUCCUGGACUUCUCCACCAUGUCCGAGAUCAUGCAGUGUGGAUACACCAGGGUGCCCAUCUAUGAGGAGGAGAGGUCCAACAUUGUGGAAAUCCUGUAUGUGAAAGACUUGGCUCUGGUGGACCCGGACGACUGCACCCCGAUGACGACUAUCACCAAGUUCUACAAUCACCCGCUGCACUUUGUCUUCAACGACACCAAACUGGACGCCAUGCUGGAGGAGUUCAAGAAAGGCAACUCUCACAUGGCCAUCGUCCAGAAAGUGAACAACGAGGGGGAGGGAGAUCCGUUCUACGAGGUGCUGGGAUUGGUCACUUUAGAGGACGUCAUCGAGGAGAUCAUAAAGUCAGAGAUCCUGGAUGAAUCUGACGGCUACUUGGACAGGAAAGUGAAGCGCCCCCUCCCUCAGCUGGAGAUUCCUCUGGAGCCUCGCAGCGCCCACGAGGAGUUUUCUCUUUUCAAGCCUCCUGAAGGAGAACCCAAGAUCCGCACCUCGCCACAGCUGCUGCUGGCCACACACCGCUUCCUGUCCAGAGAGGUGGAGCACUUCAGUCCCGGACGUGUGUCCGAGAAGGUCCUGUUCCACCUGCUCCGUCACCCCAGCGUCAACCAGGAGGUGCACUUUGACCCCAGCAACCGGCUGAGCCCGGGCCACUAUCUCUACACUCGCAACCACCCGGUCGACUACUUCAUCCUGCUGCUGCAGGGCCGCGUGGAGGUGGAGAUCGGAAAAGAGGGGCUGAAGUUUGAAAACGGGGCAUUUACAUACUACGGAGUUUCUGCUCUAACGCUGCCAUCUUCAGUGCACCAGUCUCCAGUGUCGACCCAGCGUCACUCUCCCAGGGAUCCCUUCGAGUCGGCAGACGCCACCAGCCCGUCCAGCUAUUGUCCCGACUACACCGUCCGAGCUCUCACUGACCUGCAGCUCAUACGGGUGACACGUCUCCAGUAUUUGAACGCUCUCAUGGCGUCGCGUGUUGGCCAGAGUCCAGAUCCUCCUGAGAUCAAGAUCCUUCCCAACAGUCAGACCAAACUGCUCAACGACAGAAACACCACACAAGGUGGCAGUAGAGCCCAGGAAAGCUCCACAGAAGAGGAGGCUCAUGGGUAGUGCGCUUCUGUCUGCCCGCUGUUAAAAAAACAAAACAACAACAAAAAAAAAUCUGCUGGUUUUUAUCGAUAAAUCAUCUAUGGCUGGAACGUAGUUUUUUGGACACGACUGGAGUGAUUUUAUUUGUCUGAUCCUCUGCUCACACUCAUCUCCAUCCCCAUUCCUUUAUGUGCUUUCCACUGCAAUUAUUAUUUUAAUGUUGUUUUAUACACUUUGGACUAUGUGUAUAUAUAUUAUCUCUAUAUAUAUAUUUUCAUUUGGCGGUGCCUUUCUUCCAGGUUUAGCCUUUUCAUACUAAACUCUGUGUUGCCAUUCCUCACUUUUGCCUGUCUGGGUGCCAAAGCUACAUGUGUAUAUGUGUGUGUGUGUUGUCUGUGUGUGUGUGUGUGUGUGUGUGUGUGUGUGUGAUGCAUCCGUCCAUUCGAGACACUAAAAAACACUCGAGCUGUUUGAAAGCAGAUUUGCACAUUAAAUUUGUGCCCUGUUGAGAGUGUUAGGCUGUUUCAAAGCUGUAAGUUACGUCCGGGUUUUAUACCGUCACAUGACGUUGCUGUCAGACGUAGAGGCGUCUACACGGCCAAAAAUUAUGAUUUCAGGUUUGAUGUUCGAGUGGAUGAAGGGUGGUUUAUGCUGUAAAUAAAUAAGUGAGGGGUGAAGGACUUCCAAAGUGGCCCAGGUUGUGAUCCAAACAAAGAAACUCUUUGCCAACAAAUGCAAAGAUAAGCUUAAGAGUGGUAUUAAUUAUUAAUCAUUCAUCAUUUUUAAGAGCAAAAACACCAGUCACCUUGGACCUUUCAGAUAUUUUAUAGAUUAUAUAAUAUGAUUAGUUGAGAAAAUAAUCUGCAGACAAAUGAUGAUGAAAAUAGUCUUUAGUUGCAGACAUGCACAUGAUUUCCAGCAUCUGUCUGUGAGCUAACAGGUGACUGGUUAGUGGGGCUGGGUAUCAAACCUCAGUAGCACAAAAAAACUGUCAAGUUAUUAAAGUUAACACUGAGUAUCUGGUUAUAUUUAUAAUGUUCUCUGUUUUUUAAUCAGACUUCUAUCAACAUUUGACCAGUUUUAAACUGUAUUUAUUCAGGCUGUGUUCUCGCACAGCUGCUUGUUUUUUAGACAAUAUUUAACGUCUGAGAAGUUUAGUUAAUUGAAAUUAUUAUUUGAUAAAUCAAUUAGUUGAUCAACAGAACACAAACUGACAUCGCUUUUAUAACUUUAAUAACUUCAAGCCUGGUAGUUUGUUUUCAUCAUUAACAAUUACAUUUAAAUAUUUUUUUGUCUCUAAUCCUAAACAGAAAAAAUAUACGUUCCCUGUCAACACCACUCUGAAUUUAUCAUCAUCUGAAUGUGUAUUCUGAGGAGGCAAAGUAUAAAAAGUACAAUUAAAAAUAGGGGAGAAAUGCAGGUUUGUGAGCUUCAUCAAGUGUUGAUUGUUCUCCCAUUUUACACAAUAAGAACCAAGCUUCUAAUACAGAACUUUACUUUUGUUUCCUCUAAAAAUGCCCUGUUGUUACUCCCUUCUACAUAGACAUAGGAAGCAUUGUAUUUUAUUGGCAGUGAAUCUGUUGUCCAGCAGGGGGCACUGUGAAUCUGAAGCCUGCACUGAUCUCACUGUGUCAUUUAGACCCUGGAACUGGAAGUCAGAUUAACAGCAGGAUUAUUAAUCUUAAAGCACCUUGUUUGUUCUGUCUCAUAAAUUUGAGUUCUGUUAACAUUCCAGUACAUGUUCACAUCUGUCUAUGAAUGAGUGUGUGUGAGUGUGAGUGUGUGUAACAUACAAUAUCUCACAAGCAAGCAUCCAGUCGUCACCUUAACUCCACGACCCAUUCUGUGUGUUGAUAUCCUAACAUGCAUUUUAAGCUUCUGUCAGUCAUUGUUGCAUGAGUGUAGACGUGGAAUAUUUCAGAAAUGGCCUCUAAAUAAACCUUCCCUCUGUUUGUAUAUUAAUAUAUUAAUGAUAAGGAGGAAAUAGUGAUGCUGACUCUCUCUCUGUGAGGCCUUUGGAGCCAUUUAAUAACAAAUCAGUGUUUCAGUAGUUAGUUUGGGGUUUUUAAAAUGUAUUUUAAUGCAGAAUACUCAGAAGCCAUGUUUGUAGAGAUAGGAAUGGUAUGGCUGUAAUCAUUCACUCUGUUCAUACUGGCUGUGAAGUGACUCCUUUGACGAUGCUGUAAAAACAAUCCGUGCAUCUACGUUAUUUUUCAAACUACAAUACCCAAAUUUUUAAGCAAACUGUCUUUUUUUUUUUUUUUUGCUGUUUCUCACAUGUGAGAAUAUUCUAGUAAAGUGAAUAGUUUGAAGUUUUGGACUGUUCAUCAAUCAAGAAAAUAAUCAGUGGAUUUUAGAAUAAAGAAAUGAGCUGUAACAUGUGGGAGGCACCAGUGCAAGAAACACUAGACAAGACUCAACUUUGGAACAUGACCAGUGUGAAGAGAGAGAAUGAUUUCACUCAUUAAACACGAGUAUUGUAUUAAAAUAAGCUUUCAGCAGCAGCUGGUUUGUUUAGGAGUCGGCUCUGUUACGUUACCACCUUCUCAGUCUCUGAAUUUUGAUUCCAUGUGUGUGUUUGAUUCAUUCAGUGUUAUCACUCGAGUGUUUUUCCAAUGGUUUUUGUUUGUUUGUUUGUUUUUUUUACUGGGUGAUUCUGAGUAAAUAUUUUUCAGCUGUUUACUUGUAUUUUGUUUCGUUGUAAUAAGUUCAUUUCUAUGGUAUCAAAUGACUGAAUGUAAAAAGAUAAUCAUUACUUUGUGCUACUUAUACUGAUUGGGAGAUUUUUUUUCCGAGGGGAGGGGUUGAUUAUGUUGAGAGCUGUGUAUUAAUAUAUGACUGCUUAGAUAGAAUAUAAUUCGAAGAUGUAGUUUAUAGCUAAACAAGUCUCAGUUUUCAGGUACAACACUGUUACCACAAGAGUUAUUGAGAACUACAUAGUUAAAUCAAUUCCUCUUCCUGUCCAGGUUACAUUUGUAGAGAAUUUAUUUCUUUUUUUGGGAAUGCUGCCGGUUUUGGGUACAUGGAGACUCCAUUGCAUUUAAAUACUUUCAAUAAGUUUCUUAGGAAAUAAACUCAAUCCUGUUCUAAAUAAA
This is a messenger RNA of Lates calcarifer (barramundi perch), 5579 nucleotides long. RefSeq names its product metal transporter CNNM3. Gene Ontology annotation, biological process: transport; magnesium ion homeostasis. The record is from RefSeq and is a predicted model, not a curated record. Gene Ontology annotation, molecular function: transmembrane transporter activity. The transcript has 11 exons. Lineage: Eukaryota; Metazoa; Chordata; Actinopteri; Centropomidae. The coding region runs from base 19 to 2505 and encodes 828 amino acids. Gene Ontology annotation, cellular component: plasma membrane.